UGAUGAAAUGACAAACCCUGGUGUCCCCACCCAUAAUCUCCAGCAUGUACUUUGUGUUUCUGGCUACCAUAAAAUGUCAACAAAUCCCUUCCUGCAAGAAGAACCUGCACAGCCAGAUGUGUAUGAAAUCUCACUGCUGGUCAUCCUGUUUUGUCCUACAGCUCUGGGAAUGUCUUGGUAUUCUGCACGCUUUAGAAUCCUUUCUGAUCCUUAAGGAAUGUAGUUUUCCAGAAAAGAAGUCCGCACAUACAUGCACAUGAUCCAGCACAUGCCUAAAUGUAUCCGUGCCUGUGAGAGAUAAUUUCUACAGAAGAAUUCUUCUUCCUCUCUCUCUGUCUGUCUCUUUCCCCCAUGCCCUUUGUGUCCAUUUAGCCAGUGAAUGACCAUCUCUGCAAAUCAGUCUGACCCCCUCUCCUUCUUGCACUGCCCUUUCUCUCUCACUACAAAUCUAGUCAUUUCAUGCUCAACUGCAAGAUUUUCAGUCACAGUCUUUGUGGUGAUGAUGAUGCAAAAUACUAUCGUGCCGCAUUGAAGGCUAAGGGAUUUAGCGCUAACCUCUUUGUAAUUUCCAGGAAGUAAGAAUUGUUUAUUUGGCUUUUGGAGGGGGUGCAGUGAUACAGUACUAUCUUUGAUUUAUCUGGAAAAUAUUUUACAGCAGUUAUUAUCCAUCCAUCUUUAUUUUCAUUAACAUAUUCAUUUUUAAAUAGCUUUAUAAAUUAUGUAUAGUAUACAUCUGUUAGGGAGGGUUCAAUGCACUACAGUUAAUUAAGUGGAUACAUACUAUGUAUGUUUUUUUCUGCUAAAACAGCAGUAACAUUAAAUACCUCACACAUGUAAUUUACUAAAUAGUUCUCUAGAGAAAGGUUAAAAGGUAUUUAAGGAACCAAAAACAGAACCCUUUUCAGAGUGUAAAUGGAGUCUUUUACCUGACCUGCUGUGAACAUGCACUUUUCUAGAGGGAGAAAAUUGCACCUCUUGAUGGUAAUCCAAAUCUGAAAAAAAAAAAGUGAAAUGCUACAUCAUGAAUGUAAAGCAAGUAGGUUGACUACUUGCACUGAUGCAACAGAAAUAAUGUUUUGCCAAUGUCAGUCUUGAUGUCUUAGUCUUUGGCUGAAAGGCAGUGGAUGGGGGCCAAAUUACAAUUUGAAGCAAAGCGAGCACCAGUGUAUCUACAGAAGUGGAACACUAACGCCUGCAGAUCUUUAUCUCCUUUUUUCAAAUUUGUAUUUCUCUGGUGAAGUUUUUUCAGCAUAGCAAGAAACAUAAUGUCCUAGCUAUUUCUUAAAUACAUGGCACAAUUCAACUGUUACUGUUUUGACAAAGAAGAUAAUACCUAGGCCUGAUGUAAUGUUAGUAAUUUAGUUUGCUGAGCAAUUUGCAGUGGCCUGAGGUCAGCCUUUGGAAAGUUAUCUCAUCCAGUCUUGGUCUGUUUCUCAUUAAAUCCCAGAAAUAGAAAAUAAAACGAUCAACUUCCAGGAGAUAAUCUAGUACAGAAGUCUGAAUCUGAUGAGAUAACUUGGGGAAAAGGUUAUUCCUUAUGCCUGUUUCAGUGCUGGAGUUUUUGAUUUUCUUGCACAUUCAGUAAAAUGAAGGAUCUGAUAAUUACUUAAGUUGAAUCAUCCAUAGCUUCUGCUCAGGGUGAAGAGAUUGGUUCAUGGAAAGAACCUUGUUAUUGUUUCUCUUUUAGAAGACUUGCUUCCAGAUAUUUAACCAUCAUUAGUCCGUUGACCAUUAGAUUAAAGACAGGCUCUACAGCACAUUUUAGAGUAUUCUUGGUUGAAGUUUUGUCUUGUGUUUUGUUUUUUUAAUGAGUUCUUUAUAUUUUUCUGAAUUUAAUUUGUGAAGUGCUGUGACCAUCCUGCCGUGGUCUGCAUGCUCCUUUCAGUCUGGUUCCUUUUUCUUUCUCCUUCUCUUCCCUUUGGUCAACCCCUCUUUGUCAUAUGUGCCUCUGUCAGUAAUGCAUAUUGCAAGUGCUCUUGACUGUUCCACAGGGCAUGAUAACCUGCCUCUAGUGAACCGCCAGGAGAUACAAAGUGGCAGCCUGCCAUCACUUACUCAAGAGGUCAACGACAAUCACUACUUCCCUCCAGUGCAGAACAGCCACCGGCAGCUCAAACCCCCUUUGCCUCAACAGCAGCAGCCUCCUACUAGCCAGGGAAUGGAGCUGGUCAAGGUGCCAACUGACCUUCCAAAUGGGCAGCUGAGGCGCCUGGAGCAACACCAGCUGCAGCUGCACCAAAUUCAGGAGCGGCAGGAGCAGGAGAGGCAGAAGCGCUUAUGGCUGGAGGGUGCAAGGCAGCGACUAGAGCUGCAGAGGCACUUGCAGAGGCAGCAGAGGUUGCGGCACGAGGAAGAGUUGCAACAGCUGCACCUGCAGAAUCAGCAGCAGCAGCGACAGGAGGGAGAGAGGGAGCGUCUUCAGCUGCAGAGGCAGCAGCAGUGGCAGGAGGAAGAGAGGAAGCAGCUAGAGCUGCAGAGGCAGCGGCAGGAGGAAGAGCGGCAUCGGCUGGAGCUGCAGAGGCAGCAAGAGAAACAGCAGCUGGAGCUGCAGAGACGGCGGCAGGAACAAGAGAGGCAGCAGCUGGAGAUGCAAAGGCAACGAGAAAGGCAGCGACAGGAAGAAGACAGGCAACAACUAGAGCUACAGAGGCAGCGGAAGGAAGAAGAGAGGCAGCAGCUUGAGCUGCAGAGACAGCAAGAGAGGCAGCAGCUGGAACUGCAGAGGCAACGGCAGGAAGAAGAGAGGAAGCGGCUUGAGUUGCAGAGGCAACAAGAGAGGCAGCAGCUUGAGUUGCAGAGGCAGCAGAAGGAGAAAGAGAAGCAUCGGAUGGAGGUGCAGAGGCAGCAGUGGCAAGAGGAAGAGAGGCAGCGGCUGGAGCGGCAGAAGCAACUGGAGAGGCAGCGGCGAGAGCUACUGCAGCUGCAGCUCCAUCAGCAGCAACAGGAGCACAGGCAGCGACGCCAACUCCUACAGUGGCAGCUGGAGCUGGAGCAGCAGUUCCGGCUCAAAAUGCAGCAACAAUUAAAGACGCCGUCACCAUCAUCCGGCCUCUGCACCAUCUAUGAGGCCAUGGAGACCAGCGAAGACGAAGAUGAGGACAGAAUUCCACGUCAGGACUUCCCAGGAGAGCUGCCCUUAUGGGCUGCAAAUGGGAACCUCCGCCGUCCGCCUCCACGGGAGCUGGACUGGAACACAAAGGUGGAUAUGGUGCAGCAACUAAUCAACCAAGCCCUGUUGCUGGAGGGUGAAGACGGCUGCCCGCCGUUGCUUUACUUGCCAGGGCAGGGAGGGGGCAUCCUCAGCCCACUGGAGAGCAGCCUCUGGCCCCACAUCCUGCCUCAGCUCAGUCCCACAUCUGCCACAAUCACAUCUGUUAGCAGCUACUCUCCAACGAGCCAGGGCAGCUCGCCACAGGGUGACUGGACCAUAGUUGAGCUUGAAACACACCAUUAAGAAGUACCUGCAGAGCUUCAAAACGCAUUGCUACAGAACAGGGCCAGACAUAUUUGAAAAUUGUUGCCAAAUUUGGCAAGGUAAUUUUAACAUAAUAUAUAUAAUAGUUAUUUGGUAAAUAACAUGAACCCUGAUGUUAAUGAUCUCUCAACGUUUAAAGAGACAUUAUCAGUUCUUUUUUGGCUGGACUUUUGUCACUGCUGAUAAAUCUACAGAUUCUUAAUACUGACUGAUUUUAUUGAGCAACAGAUAUAUGGGUCAAGCCCUACUACAGACAAGUGAUGCGGACUUUAGUGCAUCAGCGGACUUUAGUGUAGGCCUGUUCCGUUGUCUGUGCCCAAGUUUAAAUUAAUCUGUUCUUAAUUGUGAAUAGUCCACUGUGCUUCUCACAUAGACUUAAUCUAUUUAUAGGAAAAGUGAACCAAUGGCUCGAAGACAGUGUGGAUGGGAUACUCUAUACCUACUAGCAACUGUUACAGUCUGCUGUCUGUUUUACAGUCUUAGCCAUUUGGUGUCACCAGUAUUCAUUUAUUUACUUAUUUAUUGUUGGUGGGUAGACAACAAAGACUCAGAUUUGUCUUACAGUACCAGUCAAACAUUUGGACACCCAUUCAAGGUAUGUUUACUUGACUGUUUUCCACAUUUCAGAAUAACAGUGAAGCAAAGGCUUUGUAGUAAAGGGAGACAGAAAAUGAAGGGGAUCAUUUCUAACAGUAAUGGAAUAACGCUUUACAUGGUAACUUUACAGCGGACUAACCCUUCACUAAACACAGCCGCUUGCCUUGUUGGUAAAGGUGUUGGCAGGAAAGCCCUCCUUUGUGCCGAUAUGAAGUAGCCACAACAACCCAAAAAACACAUCCCAAACAAUGUGAAUGGCACUUUAUUUAUAGGUAAGUUUAUAGGUCUCUCCCCAUUCAGUGAGAUAAGAGAUUCAUCUUGUACGGCUGGAAACAAGUUACCAGAAGCGGAAGCUGGCAGCUGAAUGAAUGAACUUUUGUAGAAGUCUUAAAAAUUAUGAAAUAAUUCAUGGAAAUUAUGAAACAUGACAUUUUUAGACUGUUAAAAGAAAAAGAAUGCCUUGCUGCAGCUUUACACACUCCUGGCAUUCUCUUAAUUUUGUGAGGAGACACUUGGGAUGCUUUUCCGGCUUUAUUUAGUCUUGAACAAGUUCCGGAGUGCUUGUUGGCUGAUAAAAACUUUCUGGGGGGCGAGUCAAAAAUUAUUUUUAGCUUUUAAAAUUUAAAUAUAUUCAUGAUCAUCAGCUAUACACUCCAUAUUUAUUUCAAGCAUUUGAGCAUUAAGUCUUUACUUAAAAAUGUCUUUAAGAUGAUGGAAAACAAUCAGAUGUGUCCAAACUUUUGAGUGGUACUGUAGUUGAUCAUACUAUCUACACUGGCUUUACCCCAUCGGGCCACACCCUUCUGUAUUUUGGACGUGCCCUGCUCCAGGCAGCUGCCAGUAUGACACUGUGGCACUAGUGGCCUGAUCUUACUAAAGCCCAGUUGUUCCCAGUCCUAAUCUGCACCAGACAACUGCCUCUGCUGAUGGAGAAGGUCAAAGAUAAAGCUGCGGAUCCCAUAUCCUGCAGCUGUAAGCUAACAUUGCCCUAUAUUUGCACUUAUGUAGGUUAUUAGAUUAGAUAAAUCCAUGCAUUAUACAUAGAAUCAUAGGUCAAUUCAUAGUGCCUGUCACACGUUCAUCUUCGCGUGCACCACAUUCAUCCAGAUUUAACACAAAAUAUGGGAUUGUAAGUAAUACCAUAUAACAUUGUGUACAUACUCUUGUAAUUCAUCUGCAUGACACAGCUUGUACGGUAUGAACCAACACAGGAUCAUACUUUUAGGAGUGCCUAAUCUAGGACCAGUAAUGCCUCUCUAUUAAGGCAAUGAUAUGGUGAAGGUAUGGCUGAUCCCAGAUCAGGACUGUAUCACUCAUUAGGUUAGUCUUCACACUUAUUGCACACUUAUUGCACACUUAUGUGAUUGCGAUAUUAGGAAUUUCAGGAGUCUACAGGAGUUUAGAGCUCGAUUUUGGAGGAAAGGGCAAUCCUGCAGUUCACCGAAAACUCACCAACGUGCCCUUACCUGAAUUUAGCCUUCUGGGUAGGGACUGUUCCUGACAGUGUGCUGUCAGCUUUAUUUUUAAUAACAGGAACUGAACUGUAUCCUAAAUGCUACUGAACAAAAUACAUGUAUCUGGCUGGCUAGUUAGCUAGCAAUGUAGCCAAUGUUGGGCCUUAUUCACCAAUACCAAUAUUUUUUCUUAAUUUUUUUUUUUUUAAUGAGAAAGGUCCUAGGAAAAAGUCUAUAUCAGAUUCAUGACGUUUUAAAUUGCAGAAUGGUUCACAGCUUUGUGCUCUUGAGUGUGAGUAGAUUCUGUUCUUACCUAAGAACAAAUCACAAAUGAGAAAACAUUUACAUGUAUGGCAUUUGGCUGACUCUCUUAUCCAGAGCGCCUUACAAUUCGA
Pygocentrus nattereri (red-bellied piranha) is the source of this 5921-nucleotide messenger RNA. Its product is annotated as trichohyalin-like. The record is from RefSeq and is a predicted model, not a curated record. The transcript has a single exon. Lineage: Eukaryota; Metazoa; Chordata; Actinopteri; Characiformes; Serrasalmidae. The coding region runs from base 1958 to 3454 and encodes 498 amino acids.